CUUGUGGGUUCCUGCUUGUGGGCAGAGUGCACCCAGUUCCCCAGGCCCCCUGGGGCUCAGCUGAGGGCUCCAUUGGGUGCUGGGGGACUUGGUUUCCUCUCUUUCCUUCCCAUCAUCUCCUGCCCCUCACCUCCUGGGCAAGGAUAUUCAGGGCCUUUCCUUGCUAAGCCUGUCCAGCCACACCUAGCCAGGUAGGCCUGGCAUGAUGCUCUUGCCUUUCCUGGGACUUCGCUCCUCUGUUCCCUGCACCCUGGCCUCAGCCUGACCAGAAUGGCUGGGGAGGGGGGGGUGUCCCCUCAGCCCCCACUCAGACCCACUGUCUCUGUCCCUGCCUUCCCAGCGGAUGGGCUGGCCCUGGCCCAGGAAUGCACUUUGUUUCUGGGUUGAGCAAUGUCACUGUGGCAGGGGGGACAGUGGGAACAGAAGAAGGCGCCCAUAGGCUUCCCACCCCACGUGGCAGCUACGGGGACAGGCCUAGUGGAGAGCCUGCCCAGGCUGACCAGGGGCUCAGGAUGGGGCCUGGCGGGCUGUGUGGCUGCGUGGGCAGUUUCUUUACUGUACCAGGAGGCGUAGAGAGGCCUGGGGCUGGCAGCGCUCAGCUGGAAAGGAAGCCAGAGAGCAUAGGGGGGCUGUGGGUGCUGUGGAGGUGGGAGUCCAGCCUGACUCCUGCUAAACCUGGUCGAGAAGGGUCCCCCUCCUCCAGCUGUCUCCCUGUUGAAUACCCUGAGGUCUGGGCAGGGGAAGGUCUAAGCUAGUGUCCCCAGGAGGGGAGGCACAGCCAGCACAGAGGAGCACAGAGGAGCAGACACCCAGCCAGGGAAGCACAGAGAUGCAGAUGGGAGGGCAGCCUCAUUCUCAGGAGGCCCAUGGUGGUGUUUCUGGGACAGCAAGACCCAGGGGUGGAUGGUCUGGUGGGCACUGGGUGCCAAGGGCUGGAGGCAGGCCCCGUUUGCUUUCCUCACACAGCUGUCUUGUAGUCCUGCGUGUCUGAUGCAGAUUGGAGAGCUGAGCCCCCUCCUGGUCACCCUUGUUUCCUAGUAGGCUACGGCCAAACGGGGACUUGAACCCAGGCCCUGAGUGCCAUUGCCUUGGGUCCACUCUACCCUCUGACUCUGCCCCCCUCCAGCCUCACCCUUUUGCCCCAGAAAUCCUCAGUAUCCUCCAGCUCUCUGGAUGCCAAAGCAAGCUGUUGCUGAGUGGAACCACACCAAGGAGGUGGGAGUCGGGGCACCACUGUGGCUCCUUGCCCCUCUGAGCCUGAGCCCUGCUGUCCUGGCUUUGCUGGGGACUGGAGAGCAGCCUGUACCCCUGCACCCUGGCUCCCUUGGGGACAGGAGAUGCCAAGUCCUCAAGCACAUGGGUUGGGAGAGCCCUGGGCUACCCUCAAGGCUUGUAGGGGGCAGGCUGUGGGAAUGAGGGAGUUAACAGCAGUGGCUUGCUCCUCUCUGGAAAGAAAACUCCCCAUAAACGCCCUGCUCCCUGGCCUCCUGCCAGGGCCAAGAACAGGGGCUAGAAACUGGAAGUUCAGGCGUGUGGCCAGCUCUGCCUCUCUAGCGAGCGCUUGAGUAGGGCAGCAGCCCCGCUGCUGCCAGCUGUCCGUCCAUACACCCACCUGUCCUCCAGGGUGCCUCUCUUUGUAAACCUGUCUGUCCACCUGUCUGUAAUCCUGUCUCUGUCCAACUGUCUCUCUGACCAUCCUUCUCUUACUAUCCUAUAUCCAGCUGUCUAGACUAUCAAUCCGUUUGUCUAUCUCUGGCCCCCACCUCUUUGUUCAUCUGUCCAAUCACCUGUGCAUCCAUCUGCCCAUCUUCUUGUGGAUUCAUCCACCCAUCUGUGUGUCCAUCUGCCCUCUGUCUCCACCUGGGGCCUCAGAGUCAUGGCCCAAGGCCACAAGGCCACGGUCAGCAUGGUCCUGCUGGGGUUGGGGCUGGCCCUGGCCAUCAUUGUGUCCGCUGUGGUCCUCUCUCGCCGCCAUGCCCGCUGUGGGCCCCAGGCCUUUGCCCAUGCUGCGGUUGCCGCUGACUCCAAGGUCUGCUCGGACAUUGGGCGAGCCAUCCUCCAGAAGCAUGGCUCACCCGUGGAUGCCACCAUCGCGGCUCUGGUCUGCACCGGAGUCGUCCACCCUCAGAGCAUGGGCCUGGGCGGAGGGGUCAUCUUCACCAUCUACAAUGCAACCACGGGGAAGGUGGAAGUCAUCAAUGCCAGGGAGACAGUGCCCACCAACUACAGCCCAGAUCUGCUGGACCAGUGUGAGCAGGCCCAGCCACUGGGCACAGGGGCCCAGUGGAUCGGAGUGCCCGGCGAGCUCCGGGGCUACGCAGAGGCCCACCGCCGCCACGGCCGCCUGCCCUGGGCACAGCUGUUCCGGCCCACCAUCGCCCUGCUCCGAGGGGACUACCGCAUGCCCUCCGUCCUCAGUCAGUUCCUGCAGAAUGACUUCCUCAGGUCUUCCUUAUCCAAGACGUCCCUCAGGCAGCUCUUUUUCAACGGCACAGAACCCCUGAGGGCUCAGGACCCAUUCCCCUGGCCCGCACUGGCCGCCACCCUGGAAACCGUGGCCACAGAGGGUGCAGAGGCCUUCUACACGGGGACGCUGGGCCAGACGCUGCUGGAGGACAUUGCCAACCAAGGCAGCCGGCUGACCCCGCAGGACCUGGCGUCGUUCCGGCCCGAGGUGGUGGAGGCCCUGGCGAUGCCCCUGGGGAGCUACACCCUGUACUCGCCGCCGCCGCCUGCAGGGGGCGCGAUUCUCAGCUUCGUCCUCAAUGUGCUCAGAGGGUUCAACUUCUCCUCGGAGUCGGUGGCCAGGCCCGAGGGGAGUGUGAACUUGUACCAUCACCUUGUGGAGACGCUCAAGUUUGCUGGGGGACAGAGGUGGCGGCUGUGGGACCCCCGCAGCCACCUGGAGAUCCAGAACGCUUCCCAGGACCUGCUGGGAGAGGCUUUGGCCCAGCAUAUCCGCCAGCAGAUCGACACUCGGGGUGAUCACCAGCUCAGCCACUACGGCCUGGAUGGGCCCUCGGGCCACAGGAUGGGCACGUCGCAUGUGUCUGUGCUAGGGGAGGAUGGCAGCGCUGUGGCAGCCACCAGCACCAUCAACACACCCUUUGGAGCAAUGCUGUACUCACCACGCACAGGCAUCCUCCUCAACAACGAGCUUCUGGACCUAUGCUGGAGGCGCCCCCUGGGCUCGAAAGUCACCCCCCAACCUGUUCCAGGUGAGCGGCCUCCAUCAUCCAUGGUCCCCUCCAUCUUCAUCAACACAGCCGAGGGGUCAAAGCUGGUGAUAGGUGGGGCUGGUGGGGAGCUCAUCAUCUCUGCUGUGGCACAGGCUAUUAUAAAGAAGUUGUGGCUUGGCUUUGACCUGAGGACUGCCAUUGCAGCCCCUAUCCUACAUGUCAACAGCAAUGGCCAAGUGGAAUAUGAACCCAACUUCAGCCAGGAGGUGCAGAAGGGGCUCCAGGACAGGGGCCACAACCAGACCAAGAGGCUCUUCUUCCUGAACGUGGUCCAGGCCGUGUCCCAGGACGGGGCCUGUGUGUAUGCUGCAGCGGACCCGAGAAAAGGUGGGGAGGCCUCAGGCUACUGAGCAGACUGCUCCUGAGAGCUGCAGUCUGCCCCCCAUCAGCCUGUGCCCAGGCUGGCCUUGGCCACAGGACCAAGCACUCGAGCAGGAUCUGGACCCUUCGGCAGAGGGUUGGCCUGAGGCUGCAAGAGGUGUGGACAGCCUGAAAGUCGGAUGACUGUGAGGGAUGAGCCGUCUCCCAGAGCCCCUUGCAGCCCUUCCCUGGCCCCCCAAGCCUUCACUAAGCCUCUCACCCAGGACUGUGGCCCACCUUCCCCCCAGGCCACACUCCCCAUCUGUAUACCCUCUACUCCAAGAUUAAAGAGCAGGGUGGACCUCAGCCUGAUUUGGGGUCUAGGUGUGGGAGGGGACCCCUAGAAAGCACACACACUGAGCUCCUACAGUCCUCCACAACACACCAGCACGGAGGUGUGGAAACAGACCUAGCGACUGGCUGGCCUUGCCCAGGCCACCCCUGGACAGAGGCAACACCCUUACCACCUGCCAGGCCUCUACAAUGUGGCUCUCUGGGCCCUGCCUGUUGCUGGGAAGGCAGGGCUGGGGUCAGGGGACACUUGCCCCUGACUCUUACCAGGCCUGAGGACCAUCUCUGGAUCUUGUCCUCUGUGCCUGGAAAAAGUUUGGAUGAAAUCGGACCUAAGACUCUACCCUGGUCCCCAGCCCCAACAAUUGCCCGUGUUCUCACCCUCAGCACUGUUGA
Molecule: messenger RNA, 4286 nt
Organism: Canis lupus familiaris (dog)
Lineage: Eukaryota; Metazoa; Chordata; Mammalia; Carnivora; Canidae
Gene: GGT5
Product: gamma-glutamyltransferase 5
Exons: 12
Coding region: 1877-3589 (570 amino acids)
Biological process (GO): glutathione catabolic process
Molecular function (GO): glutathione gamma-glutamate hydrolase
Source: RefSeq, a predicted model, not a curated record